Haliotis rubra (blacklip abalone) is the source of this 1317-nucleotide messenger RNA. RefSeq lists its product as uncharacterized. The coding region runs from base 1 to 1317 and encodes 438 amino acids. The transcript has 6 exons. NCBI's taxonomy places the organism in Eukaryota, Metazoa, Mollusca, Gastropoda, Lepetellida, Haliotidae. The record is from RefSeq and is a predicted model, not a curated record.
AUGUCCAAAAGAUGCUCUAUUGGAUGCGAGAUCUGGACUCAUGAUGACUACAAAGGAAGGCCAGCUGCACGAUUUGCAAAGGAAUUAAGUCAUUCAAACAUUGCUCCUCUCCCAUCCGAUGUGAAGGAAUUGCACGUUCCAUUUUCCGCUUCAAAAAGGGACGCCGAAGAUAUCUAUCGGAAGAGACGCGAACAUCUCAAAUAUGUCUGCAAUGUUGAAAAUAUAAAAAGCCAAACUAGAGAAAACUGGGCGGAUCAGCUUUGGCACUUCAAACCACUGAACAUACUCUACUGUCCCCUGGAGAAUCAUGAUACAGUUACAUGGAAGAAGACGUUUGAAAUCUGGAUGCGGAGUCAGUCCAAUUUUGACGUUAUUGGAAAAGAGGAUACCUUCGAACAAGAUACUCUGUAUGUGUACAACAAGUUAAAGUCCCCUGACAUGGCUUCCGACUUCGAGGACUUCCAGCUGGAAUACGACUUCAGCAUUAUUGAAGGUUACGUUGAAACAGCCUUCACUCGGAAGAAUAACAUCACCUGUAUCAGCACCUACUCGAUGUACUUGAGACUGUGGCGCCAGCUACAGAUCUGGGGCUACAUCAGUAACAAUAUAACAUUCCCAUACACCAAGGCAGAAAGUCUUUCAUUGGAGUACUCCCAGUUACUGGACGCCACUUUGACGGCAUAUCAAAAAUCAGUUCCCAUGUCAAGGUCAAACAGAUUUGAUGCAAUAGGUCAGGCAUAUUUUGACCUCAACCUGGGCGAUUUAGGUGCUGCGGACUUAGAUUUUGACGUUAUUGGAAAAGAGGAUACCUUCGAACAAGAUACUCUGUAUGUGUACAACAAGUUAAAGUCUCCUGACAUGGCUUCCGACUUCGAGGACUUCCAGCUGGAAUACGACUUCAGCAUUAUUGAAGGUUACGUUGAAACAGCCUUCACUCGGAAGAAUAACAUCACCUGUAUCAGCACCUACUCGAUGUACUUGAGACUGUGGCGCCAGCUACAGAUCUGGGGCUACAUCAGUAACAAUAUAACAUUCCCAUACACCAAGGCAGAAAGUCUUUCAUUGGAGUACUCCCAGUUACUGGACGCCGCUUUGACGGCAUAUCAAAAAUCCGUUCCCAUGUCAAGGUCAAAUAGAUUUGAUGCCAUUGCACAGGCGUACCACGUCUUAAGUUUGUCCGAGUUAAAUGUUCUAAGGGCACUUUAUGCGGAUGACUUCUAUCUGUUCGACUACAAUGAUCGGCCAGGGCUCGUCUAUUUCAAGCAAGCGCCCCAGUCAGGGUUUUCUUACUUUGAUGUAAUUGUAAAACAGGAGUAG